GAAAGAAAGGACUAAAAUGGAUUCAUAGACGUAAAUUGUAAGCAAGCCCAGUGGAAGUGUGAGUGUGCUGUGUGCUGUGUGCAGUGUACCUACCUCAAUCAGUGAAUUCCAAAACCCUUUAGGUUUAGGCACAAAAAGCAUCACCAAUAUUUGUUCUUUUUGAAAUUGAGUUAUACAAUCUAACAGUUUUCAAUGUUGAAUUCUGAAUCACCAUCUCAGAUGAGUGUAGACACAGUUCUCAAAAUCGGAACAGGAUCGACCAAGAAGCACAGGAUCAGUGUUCCCAUUCCCUCUUCCAUGGAGGUGGUGGAUCUCGAAGCCUUUUGCUUCUCCCACCAGGGCACCAAAAUCUCCACCGCCAUCUCCGUCGACCGCGCCUCCUCUCUUGCCGCUCCGGUUAUCAUCGAUCUUUCCGACACUGAAGAUGACGAUGACGUUAGGAUCCUCAAUUUCAAGCCACAAAACACCCCUUUUGGAAAAAGAAGAAGAAACGCCAUCGACAUUAACUCCUGUGCUGCUGAAAAGGGAGAGUGUUCAAAAAGCGCACCAUUUGUUUGUGAAAUUUGCACAGAGACCAAAACCGUGAAGGACUCUUUCUCUAUCAGUGGUUGCACCCACGCUUACUGCACGGAGUGCGUGGUGAUGUAUGUGGAUUCCAAGCUUCAAGAAAACGUGAUCAAUAUUCGGUGCCCUGUGUCUGGAUGCAGAGGAUUAUUGGAGGCUGAGGAUUGCCGUGAGAUUCUUUCUCCUCAAGUGUUUGAUAGGUGGGGCAAGGCACUGUGUGAGGCUUUAAUCACUGCGGAUGAGAAGUUUUAUUGUCCCUAUGGGGAUUGCUCUGCACUGUUGAUUCAUGAUGGCCAAGAUGCAAUAAAGGAAUCUGAGUGUCCCAAUUGUCAUAGGAUGUUGUGUGCAAUGUGCAAGGCCCCUUGGCAUCAGGGUAUCGAGUGUGAGGAGUUUCAGAAGCUGAACAAGGACGAGAGGGAGAAGGAAGACAUCAUGUUGCUGCAGCUUGCAAAGGAAAUGAAGUGGAGGAGGUGCCCCAUUUGCAGGUUUUACGUUGCCAAAUCUGAUGGCUGCAUGUAUAUGAAAUGCAGGUGUGGAAAUGCCUUCUGUUACAACUGUGGAGCUCGUUCCUUAGAUCACACCCAUUAUUGUCGCAGCUGUAGACGCUAAUGAGUUUGGAUAUAUUAUCUUUUUUAAAUUGCUAAAAUGGCAAUAAAGAGGUUUAAACCUAUCACCUAAUGUAAAUUAUUUAAACUCUUUUUUACUAGCUCACAUCUAAUGACAUUAUGCUAUGCACUAUUUUGUAGAGGUUUUACCUGUUUCGAUCUUUUCUGUAAUUAUUCUAACAC
Molecule: messenger RNA, 1352 nt
Organism: Gastrolobium bilobum
Lineage: Eukaryota; Viridiplantae; Streptophyta; Magnoliopsida; Fabales; Fabaceae
Product: E3 ubiquitin-protein ligase RSL1-like
Exons: 2
Coding region: 193-1173 (326 amino acids)
Biological process (GO): positive regulation of proteasomal ubiquitin-dependent protein catabolic process; ubiquitin-dependent protein catabolic process; protein polyubiquitination
Cellular component (GO): ubiquitin ligase complex; cytoplasm
Molecular function (GO): zinc ion binding; ubiquitin conjugating enzyme binding; ubiquitin protein ligase activity
Source: RefSeq, a predicted model, not a curated record